GUCUUGUACUUGUUUCAGUUUGUUUAUAGGUGUAGGCUACUUUUCUUUUAUGAACUUAUGAUGGCUUUUAUCGAUGUCAGCUUGGUUUUUUAGUUUCUGUACGAUUUAUAAACUGUAUGAAAAUAAUAAUGUGCUGAACGAGUUUAUUCUAGCUCAUAUUUUUGUUUGAUCAAGUUAAAAUUUGAUUCUGUAAUUUUAAAGUUUAAACAAUAUUUUUACAUUUGCAUGUCAAGAAUAGUUCCGUGUCCAAGUCACAUUCUUCUGACUGCUGAAAAUUUCAACCAGAGGCAAUGGGAUGCAAGAAGAGCAAGUUGCAACGUAAGGAAUCUGAAACACAAGCUCCUGGCGGACACAUCAGUCCUUGGGAACUCGGUCAAGAAGUACGUCCUGACAACUUACAACCAACCCAAAACCAAGUAUCAAACUAUAGGGUUCAAUCGGACCGUUAUUAUAACUAUAAUGUAACGGGUAAUCAACAUACAGGUAAUUCAAGAGGGUAUCAAACAGAUUACAGCUAUUAUAAUAAUGCAAAUGUUACCGGAUCGUACGGCAGUGCUGCCCCAAGUUAUAACGGUGUUAGGGAAUUAAACAGAGUACAAAAUUUUAAUAAUAAUGCAUAUUACAAUGGUAGUCUAAAUGAUCUCAGUGUUUUGGGAAAUCCUGUUCCUAAUAAUUACACAUACAAUCAAUUUGGUCAGGAACUAAUACAACACACAUACAUUUCACGGUCGUACCCCAAUCUUCAACAAUGCCACAAUGACAACCGGGAGCGAUCUAUGGGUCCCCCGUUGAGGCCUGUGUCAAGGGUAGAUCGUUUCUCAAGACAUCACUCGUUUAAUGAUGGUUAUAGAAGGGCUCAUCAAGACACAAACUACAACUCUAUGGUAAGGUACGGAUCCUUAGAUAACAUCCCUGUAAGAGCUACAAACAGAUUCUCCAGGAGCAACUCUACCAAUAAUAUCAACCUGUGCCAGAAUAGUUCAGUUUGUAAUGGUAAAUAUCCUAAGCGCCGCAACUCAGGGAGACAACGUAAUAGAAAACGUAAGUCACUGGACAAUGACUCGCUAAGUUCCAGCACCGCUGUCAGUGAUGGUUCUGGCUCUGUUACAAAUUCUAAUCUUGAUACUGGUAUAAUUGUACCUCGGGUGAAACGGAGACCUUCUGAAAAAAUCAGUACGUCCACUGAUUCAACCAAAGAAUCAAAUGAGGGGGGAUCAAAUGAGGAAAAAGAUAUAACCUGCAAAGAUGAGGAUAAGGGAAAAGAUGUAACCUGCAAAGAUGAGGAUAAGGGAAAAGAUGUAACCUGCAAAGAUGGAGAUGAGGGAAAAGAUGUAAACUGCAACGAUACAACCAAAACUUCAAAUAAAUCUGUAGUACUACUCAGUUGCUAUGACGAACCAUUAGACAUUCUGGAUUUGUUAAUAUACCCAGAGGAAUGGUCUUCGGGUGCUGUUGACAAAACUGGUCUGGUUGAUAUUUCACUACUAUCUCCCGAGGGGAAAUCGGUGCAGAGAUAUUUCCAUAGAUCAUCACAAUCUAGAGAGUUCUCACUGAGAAUCACCGGGAUUGAAAGGAUCGAAAAUCCUUUCAUGCACUCGUGUUAUCAGUUAAAGAAACAAGAAAUGGAAUCUCGUAAUGAACACGUCGAUGAGUUGUAUUUAUAUCAUGGUACAAAAGAAGAACACUUAAAUGGGAUACUCGACAACAACUUGAACUGGAGGUUGUGUAAAGAAAAACACAAGUUUGGAGAAGGAGUCUCUUUCUCCCCAUUCGCCACCUACUCCAGCCAUUACAGCGACAGAACCUCAGUGAAGUUCAUGUUGUUGUUUAAGGUGUUAACUUCCCACAGUAUUACCGGUUCCCCUGAUAUGAAAAUACCACCCAUCAUUCAAAAUGUUGUGUAUGAUACCAGCAUCAAAGAUGACACUUCCGUCAUAGUAAAAUACUCGGAUAACGAGUUUUACCCUUUGUACAAAAUUACUUAUUGUAAAAUUUUUAGGUAUUAGUUAGGAAAAAACUUAAAGCAAUCAGUAUUUAAUUUACUGUUUUGCCUAACUGAGCCUGUAGGGUCUCGAAGAUGAAUACUGAUGACAAGUAUUCUCCGUUUUAUGGGGAAUGUUUUUGCCAAAUUGAGUCUGAAUACCUCCUUGUUUGUUAAGGAGUGUCAGUGUUCUCCAUAUUGGAGAGACCUAGAAAAAGCUUUAAGAAUCACUAGCUUUGUACGAUGAAUACUUGAACAGAUAUUGAUCGUAAACAUAAACAAAUUAUGUUACUGGCCCGAAAUUAAACAUUAUUUUAAUAUUGCUUAAAUGGAACUUUCAAAACAAUGUGUUAAUGCAAAUUAGUAAAGUAUCAGGGCCAGCAACGUCAUAUAUUUAUGUUUAUGACCCAUACCGGUUCUGUUCUAGUAUUCGUGCUUUGUACCAUAUCUAGGCUAUACAUGUAAAAAAAACUGUAUUGUAGGUAAGUUACUUCUUUGGUUACGGUAUUAUGCUAGGUUGCCUUUUGUUCAACAUUUUAAAAUUAAAAUUAAAAAAACUUCAAAUAUUUGAUCCAAACCAAAACAAACUUUUUUGGACGAAACAUUUUUGAUCAUAAUUUUAAAAUUUACAUCAAUAGGCCUACUCCAACAAGGUUUUAUUGGCAAUCACCCUGUGAGUGUGUAAUUCAAAAUGGUCAGGAAAGUUGUGCACAUUAACUAUGUAUGGUUUUAUCAUAGUAAGUUGCCUGGCCUUGGACUAAGAAUGAAAAUCUUUGAAAAUAUUUACAGUAAGAAGUAGAUUUAAAAAUCCAUUGAUAAAAUAGGCUACAUAAAUAUGGGUAAUUUAUUGCAUUCGUUAAUGUGUGAUUUUGAUUUGUAUUUUGUAAAUGAAUGUGAUAAUUUGAACAAAAGCUACAGAUAGGUAGUGGUAGGAUACCUUAAGAGACUAUUAAUUUUACCUUUUUAGGGGUUUUAAAAACUGCUACUUUAUAGAAUAAGCCAUGUAUGUACUGUACUUGGUACUUGACUUUAUUCAUGCAUCUGCAAUGAUUUAAUCUCUUAUCUUUUGGUGAGUAUAAAUCAUAUUUCAGACAAGUUAUAAAGGAACCAAAAAGUCUAUAAAUAAUACGAAACACAAUGCGUUUUGUAAAAUAAAUUAUCAAAGAGAGGUAUGCAUUUUAGUCUGCCUAUACUGGACGUUUCAUGUUUGGCAUUGCUCAAGUGCAACUGCAAUAGAUACCAAGUUUGCAAAGACAUGAUAUUACAGUAUUAGAUGUCUUUUAACUGAUUCACAAAAGCAUUACUCUAAAGGGUUAGUGUUAAAAUAGGGUUGCAAUAUAGUCAGAAUUAUUAUCAAGUUGGUAGUUAUAAUUUUAUUCAAUACCUUUUUACAGUCCAAAACUUGUACCCUUUUUUUAAGUUGUAUUGCAUAUUCAUUUAGAAACAUUCAUUAUUGGUUUACUUAAUAAAAUUGGCUGAAAUACAGA
Messenger RNA from Macrosteles quadrilineatus (aster leafhopper), 3468 nucleotides. Its product is annotated as homeobox protein 2-like. Gene Ontology annotation, molecular function: NAD+ poly-ADP-ribosyltransferase activity. Bases 291 to 2006 code for a protein of 571 amino acids. The transcript is spliced from 2 exons. The record is from RefSeq and is a predicted model, not a curated record. NCBI's taxonomy places the organism in Eukaryota, Metazoa, Arthropoda, Insecta, Hemiptera, Cicadellidae.